Notothenia coriiceps (black rockcod) is the source of this 777-nucleotide messenger RNA. Its product is annotated as cyclin-dependent kinase inhibitor 3-like. The transcript is spliced from 3 exons. The record is from RefSeq and is a predicted model, not a curated record. The coding region runs from base 21 to 368 and encodes 115 amino acids. Gene Ontology annotation, molecular function: protein tyrosine phosphatase activity. NCBI's taxonomy places the organism in Eukaryota, Metazoa, Chordata, Actinopteri, Perciformes, Nototheniidae. Gene Ontology annotation, biological process: dephosphorylation.
CAGGAAGGUUCCUAAGCUAAAUGGACUAUUCGACUUCAGCCCUGUUUCCCCUCGGGACGUCUCUCGUUACACAAUUCAACAAUUUUCCUCCAGCUUUCACUGUUUUCACGAGAUAUCUUUUACACUUUUCUUUCCUCUUCAGCUGCUAUGGAGGCCUGGGACGCUCGGGAUUAAUCGCCGCCUGCCUGCUGCUGCAGCUCUCUGUAACGAUGACUCCUAACAAAGCCAUAGAGAUCCUGAGGGAGCACCGAGGAGGAGGAGCUAUUCAGACGGUGAAGCAAUACAACUUCCUGCAUGAGUUUCGGGAAAGGUUCGCAGAGUACCAGCAGAGCAGAGAGGUUUCCACGGAGCGCCGCGCGUCGCGGUGAAAAUUAAAUAUUUAUUUCUGCAAACUCUCUCGUGUGUGAGAGAUAUAAAGGUGUUCUUUGAUGAUUGCACUUCAACAGAAUAUGUUGCUUUCAUUUUGAUCUCAUAGAAAGACUAACUGCUGGGUGUUCAUAGUGCGUUUGCAACUGUUCUUGUUAAACUGGAGGAGGGUUUUCUGUCUUUAUAGAAACGUGUAUCCAAUCAGCUGCAUCUUCUGAAUUAUUCUCUAUAUCUGUAACUUUGCAAGCUGGUACUUUACUGCUGCAUGUUAUUGGCAAGGUGCUAUAUGCAUUGUUUUAAUUGUAUAUCUACUGGCUUCCAGAGGAGAAUCCUUAAAAUGUUUAAAAAAGGCUUUGAACUCAAUUAUCAUAAGAUUAGAUGUGUAUUGGUAAUAAAUAUCUUUGAAAAAUG